Molecule: messenger RNA, 1636 nt
Organism: Cataglyphis hispanica
Lineage: Eukaryota; Metazoa; Arthropoda; Insecta; Hymenoptera; Formicidae
Product: dihydroorotate dehydrogenase (quinone)-like
Exons: 2
Coding region: 454-1623 (389 amino acids)
Biological process (GO): pyrimidine ribonucleotide biosynthetic process; 'de novo' pyrimidine nucleobase biosynthetic process
Cellular component (GO): mitochondrial inner membrane; cytoplasm
Molecular function (GO): dihydroorotate dehydrogenase activity
Source: RefSeq, a predicted model, not a curated record
UUGUUAUUAUUAUUUCUGUAAUUAUACUUAUUAUUUCUUAUUUUGACCGUAGUAUUUCUUAAGAGAGUGUUAGCGUACAAUGGAAUUUGAAUUACGCAAAUAUUUCCGUAAGGCUGGCGAUCUUUAAUAAUAUCUUAUCAGUGCUUGUCUUAUCUAUGCUUAUUACAAUGUAGUUUACAUAUUUGUUUUUAUUUUCAUUUGAAAUGUUUCGUUAGUGGUUUGUUAUAGUUACUUGAGAAUGACGAUGUACGACGAUUUAUGAAAUUAUCAUGCAUAUUUGUGAUAUUGCUAUCUAUACAUUUAUGAGAAUUAUUAAUUUAAUUUUAUCUAACCGAAUUUGUUAGGUAACAAACACGUGAUCUGGUUUCAAUAAAAUUGAAUUUUAUAUUUGCAUAUGUUGAUUGUGGCUCGGGAUAAUUUUUGCAAGUCUAAAUAAAUAUUUUAAAUGCUGAGAUGGCACAACGAUUAAGCAACAAGGCAAAAUUUAAAUCACUUAUCACUGUGACAAGCAGUGCCAUUGCUUUGUUUGGUGGUAUUUCACUCUAUCAAGGCAAUGAAAGAUUUUACAAGGAAAUAGUUAUUCCUCUAGCUCAGUUGUUAGAUCCAGAAAUUGCCCACAAUCUUGCAGUGAAAUCUCUAAAAUGGGGUCUUGUAUCGAAGCAGACAACAGAAGAUUCUAGUUUACUUCAAACUACUGUGCUGGGUUUGCAAUUUAAGAAUCCAAUUGGCAUGGCUGCAGGAUUCGAUAAAUAUGGAGAGGCAGUAAAAGAAUUGCAUCAGAUUGGUUUUAGUUUUGUAGAAAUAGGAUCUGUGACACCUAAAGCACAGCCUGGUAAUCCAAAACCCAGAGUGUUUAGACUACCAGAGGAUAAUGCAGUUGUGAAUAGAUAUGGCUUUAAUAGUGAUGAUCAUGAUAUUGUAUGGGAACACCUUAAGAAACUGAAAGAGACAAAUUUUGAUGGUAUUAUUGGAGUGAAUUUAGGAAAAAACAAAGAGACAAAAGACGCAGUCCAAGAUUACAUUGACGGUAUAAAAAGAUUUAUGGAUGUAGCAGAUUACUUUGUGAUCAAUAUGUCUAGUCCUAACACACCAGGCUUAAGAUCCUUGCAAAACAAGAAUUUAGAAGAAAUACUGACCAGAAUAAAUGCAGCAAGAGAACUGAUUGGUAGCAAACAACCAUUGCUUUUAAAGCUGGCACCAGAUUUGUCAGAUCCUGAACGACAAGAUGUAGCAGAUGUAAUUUUAAGAAAGAAAUCUAAAGUUGAUGGUUUAAUUUUGUGCAAUACAACAAUCACAUGGCCAAAUUUGAUUAAUCCAAAUAAGGAAGAAAGUGGCGGUCUCAGUGGUGCACCUCUUGCAGAUAUUUCUACCGCUAUCAUUUCUGACAUGUAUAGACGAACACAUGGCAGCAUCCCAAUUAUUGGUGUAGGUGGUAUCUUUUCUGGUGCUGAUGCUUAUGUCAAAAUAAAAGCUGGAGCUUCCUUAGUACAACUUUAUACUUCGUAUGUGUUUAAUGGACCACCAAUAGUAGUCAAAAUAAAAAAGGAAUUAUGUAAGAUACUUGAAACUAAUGGUUUUUCUUCUGUGGCUGAUGCGAUUGGUAAGGAUACCAAGAAUAGAUGAAUAUAUCUUAUUG